AUGUCACAAGGGGAUGGUAACUACAGUGGAAUGUGUUGUGAUGGCGACGCAAUCACAUCGUCUUGUACGCAACAGUACAUAGCAAAACAUUUGGACAUAGAUAAAGCGCAAGACAACGAUCAGAACAUGCUAAAAGUAAAACCAAUACCGAAAAUCGAAGAAAAAAAUAGUGAUUACAAGGAUACAAUUGCCAACAUAAAAAACCUUUUAAAAUUAUAUGACAGCGAGUUACAAAAAAGCACAUAUUAUGGGAAACAAGUGGUUGUUGAUAACAAACUGGAAGGUCCAAAACACGGCAGUCACGUUGGCGGUGACGCACGCGUGAGUGUUAUCGAUAUAUUUGCAAAACAUAGAAGCGUCGCUGACCACGUAACUAAACCGAUAAAUCUUAAUAAAGUGGAAUUUGCCACUCAAUUAUUUUCAACGACAGCACCGACAGCUAUUCAAAAUAUUUACACUUUUAAAGGUUUUUAUGAUGAUGAACUAUGGGAUAAUACCAUACCUCAAGAAACAAAAACGAUUGGCUCUAAAAUCAGUUUUAUUAAUGACGAUGACGUAAAUAAAUUUCAAAAAUCAGUUCCAACAAAAUCCAACAAUCACUUUUUAAACGUGAAGAAGAAAUCCCCGAAUAAAGAAUAUCUUGGGAAUACUAUUAAAAAAGAACAUGUGUUACCUAAAGUGCGUACUACAAGAAGUACUGCAAUUAAAGAAAUACAAAAUGAUACAACCUUUGAAACUGAAAAACUCUCUAACAUGAUGGUAAAUCACGAGUCAACAGAUCAGAUUUAUCAAACAUUGAAUUCUUACGCCGUCAUACCCUUAAAUGACAGUUUAAAACAAACUAUAGAUACACAAACAAGCACUGAACAUUCAAAAGACAAUAAAGGUUCAAAAAUAGAUUAUUUUCAAGAAGACAGUUAUUUGGAUAAAACAACAAAAAACCAAUAUCAAGAAAACAUUGGCAAUUCGGAAACGCGUUUUCAAAAGUCAAAUAAAAAUGUCAUGCCUACUAAUGAGAAUCUAAACGAUAAAAUUAAUACAAUUACGCCAAUUAUUAAUAAUCAUAAACUUAUCAGCAAGGUACGGUUAGAUUUAGAAACAGAAACUGAAAAUGUUUUUAAGAUUCCCAGAGAUCAUAAAACAACAUUUGAUUUUGUCGAAUCAUUUACAGAGGAUAACAAGAGAAUAACUAAAACACAUACGAUAAGUACUCAACAAAAAAAUGCUGACCGUAAUAGUAACUAUUUAUCACGAAUUAUAGACACUUCAAGCAUGAAACAAAAUUACGAUAACGAACAAAUAUACGAGACUACGAAAAAUUAUAAUGAUGAAAUCUCAACGGAAGUUAAUUAUGACAACACUGUUCACAAUUCACAAGAAGAUAUAUAUUCUAGUGAGAAAUAUAAGCAUGCAAUCAUAAAUUCAAUUAUAGAAAGUAUCCAUCCACAACAGUUCAUCGAUUAUAAAAAUACUGGGGACUCUAACAUGGACAAAGUAUUAUCAAAUGAAUCUUUACUAUUGAAAAAUAAUGAAAGUACAACAUAUCUACCAGACAUACAUACUGAUAUUAGUUCAAUAGCAAUUACGGAACCUUCAGCUGAAUAUGUUGAUUUUUCUAUAGGAUCGGAAGAAAAACGUAUAAACAAGUCUUUUGAAAUACAUUCUACUUACGAUGAUAACAAACACCUAUCAGUUAACCUAUUUGAGUCUUUGAUUCCCUUAGACCCCGUUAUUACAUCUAACAAUAUCACUGAAAAUGUUCAGUUCACCACAGAUUAUAAAAUCUUGGCAGAAAAAGUAACAGAAGCUUCAGUUAAAUUAAAUGGCUAUCUUGAAAAUGACGAUUUAUCUGAGAAAUACGAUAAUCCGUUGACUAACCUAACAGAAUUUUUCUUUUCUAUGCAUAAUGCAAUAGAGAAUGAAUCGCAAGAUCGUAACAAACUUUCGUAUCAUGCACAGGCAAUUAAAACUUCACCCGUCCAAAAUAUAAAUCCAAUCGCCCAAUUAGUUGAUAAAAAUCUAUCAACAACUGAAAAUGUUGUUGCUCUAUCAAUUAUAAGUAAAAAUCACGUGACAUCAAAUCCCAAACAUUAUAAUAAAGACAGUUUUGAAUAUGCUACUAUACCUGUUAUUGUAGUACCUGAUAAUAAUAGUGUGUUUGAAGUAAAUUUUGACAAAUCGCUCCAAACCGAUGAAUCUGGUAACAAAGAAAACUUAGACGAUAUCGAAAAUUUAAAUUUAGUUAAUGGCUCUGUUGGUAUAGUGUUAGAAUCAAAAAAUAAAACUCCGGUACAUUUGACAGAAAAAAGUUCCGUUAAAAUAAUGGAUAGCGUCACUUCCAAUACUCAGUACACAAAUAUUGAACAGUUGGAAUAUAUCACUGAUCCGAGUUGGUUUAAUUUAAACAAAAAAUUGGGGACUACCAGUUCUAGCUCAGAAACGGUUAAAACCACUAUCAACAGUGAAGUUACAGACAGAGAUUAUACCGUGACUAUAUUUAAAAAUGGGGAAACUAUUACAAGUAAUAGAAAUGAUGAAACAUCUAAUUAUAUUACUGACAAUAACGACAACACUGCUUUUAUGACUGAAAAGCCAGAUACUGCGACUGAAAACAUUGAAACUGGUUUAGAUGAUAGAAAUAUAAAUGAAGAAAACUCGUACGACACCACUGCAACGACGACCGCAAUUAUUGAUUUUACAAUGAAAUCGGCAUCAGUCAUCUCUGUAGAAGAUAAGAAAAAAUAUAAUUUUGGAGAACAUGCUGCAACUACAAAUAAAGAAACGCCGGAAACGACUGGAGACGGAAAUAAAAUUAAUUCUUCAGAACAAAUGAGUACCCAAAAAAUAGGUAAUGAUUAUGUGGACGGGCCAGAAUCAUUAAUAUAUGCACCGUUGUCACUUAAAAAAGUAGAACCUCUAGUGGCCGAUAGAGAAUCAACCCAGAUCAUUGAAUUAGUCUCCACUACGGAAAUAUAUACUGCGGGAGAAAAUUUCGAUAAAGUCCUAGAAAUUUAUACUCCAGAACCAAUAUUUCCGAUGAAUAUGCAGCCUCCAUUGAAAAAUUUAAGAGGAAAGCCGAAAAAUGAUGUAGCUUCGGCCGAAGAAGUAAUAACAAUGAAUAAAAAUGACGUUCAAGCUUCAGAUUUUCAUACAUCAACUCCAACGGUACAUUUAAAUGUGGAACCGUUAGUCUAUACGAAAGGAAAACAUUUAAACAAAUUAAAAGUAACUGCUACAACUGCACCAAUAGAACCAAUGAAUUCAAAAUACCUUAUGUCCCGUGAAGAAGAAACAAAUGACGUUGAUAAAACGAUAACAAAUAUAACUCAAGAUACAAGAGGAAGCCAAGUAAAUGCCUCAGUUACUCAUGAACUACUGGUUCAUAAAGAGCUUGGUCAAAUACCAGAAUUACAUAAACCCACAUCAUCGUCAACAAAUAUAGAAUUAUUAAUAACGAGUACAAAUGGAAAAUAUAUAGACGACUCCGUUACGAUAUCGGUGACAAAAUACGAAGAGUCCACGACUAUGAAAACAUUGUUACAAGAUACAGAAUCUGUAAUAUCAUUAGGGAAACAAGAUAUAGAAGUGAUAGCUGGUACUACAACACCUAAUACACAAACUACAACCGCAACGGAAUAUGUUGAUUAUUUUGUAGAAUCCGGAGAAAAAUAUGUAAAUAAAUAUUUUCAAAUGUAUUCAACUAAUGACGAUCAAAAAUAUCUAUCGGCUAAAGAUCAUGAAUCUGUGAUUCCUCUGGAACCCAUUACUACAUUGCACAAUGCUACUAGUAAUGUCAAUUUUACUACUAGUUAUCAGAAUGUGGAAAUAAAUAAAACAGAUAAUUCGGUUCUAUUUAACCGCCAUCCUGAAAAAACCGAUAAAAAUAAAAUUUUGUCGGACGACGAGAAUAGAGCUUAUAUAUUAAAUAAAAAAAACAACAAAUCCCAAGGUCCUUCAAAAAAAAAUCAUGGUAUUAUAAGUCCUAUCACCAAAAAUAUAGCUACCAAAAUAUCAAACACAUUUCCUCAAGUCUCUGAAUUUGGUGUACCUAGUCUAAAUGUUGAACCUCUACUAAUCUACAGAGAGGAGAAACCAAUAGUUUCAGCAGAGAAAAAUAUAACGGUAACGGAUAAAGGUUUUGCUCAAAAUUUGAAAUCUCAUACAAUUGCACCAACGUUAGCAACAAAUGCGCAAUAUUCGGAGAAAUACAAAGAACAACAGCAAAAUAAUAGACCAAUGUUAGUCAAUGAUGAAAAAAACAGAUAUUAA
Molecule: messenger RNA, 4269 nt
Organism: Hyposmocoma kahamanoa
Lineage: Eukaryota; Metazoa; Arthropoda; Insecta; Lepidoptera; Cosmopterigidae
Exons: 1
Coding region: 1-4269 (1422 amino acids)
Source: RefSeq, a predicted model, not a curated record